AAAAGUGGACGGCCUGGCCAAGUCUGUCCCCUGACCCUGACCCAAAAGAGCAGGUACGGCACACCUGUACAGCGCACGGCGAGGGACUCUGCAGAUGCGCUUUGCUUCGAGUGGUCUUCGGAUCUGAGACGGACGGCAAACAUGUUCUUCAAGUGCACCCAGGAAAACAUCGACCUGUUGACCAGAGGGGAGGAUGACUCCAACACUGAGCCUCUACUCCCUUCACUGCCCACCCAGAGGACAUUCGACUUCAUACUGGUGGCUGACAAAGUGGAUGAUGACUCUGACCAGAAGGCUCAGAGACAGAAAGAGUUUAUCCAGCAGCUUCAAAAGAAGAGAAUCACAGUGAAAAGGAUUACCCAUGAUGACAAAGUAUUUUUUGGCCUGCGAGCGCAUAGCGAGAUCUUUGAGGACUACAAAUACCUACUCAAAGUCUCUGACUCUUGCAAUUGGAGUGGAGACAUGAAGGGAAUUGUCACUCAGGCUAACAGGAUACGAAUUGUUCACUUCAUUCUCCUUCAGACCUUCAUAAACACAGGAGAGAACCUAGAGGACCUCUUAAUGAAGGAUGUGUUUGAAACAACCUUCUGCCUCCAUGAGAGGAAGGAGCAGAAACAACUGCGACAGAAGUGGGCUCGGUGGUCAGCUUUAUUUACAGGACAGCCAGUCCUUGACGUCAAGUGUUACUUUGGAGAGAAGGUGGCUCUGUACUACCUGUGGCUGGGCUGGUACACCAAAUUGCUGGUUCCAGCUGCCGCCCUGGGUGUCAUAGUGUUCCUCUACGCGCUGGCCUUUUUCAACACCAGCCCUGUCAUUAAGGAAGUGUGUCACUCAAACAUCACCAUGUGCCCUCGCUGUGAUAAGAGAUGUAAGCCUUGGCAGCUGUCAGACACCUGCACGUAUGCAAAGGUCAGCCAUUUGUUCGACAAUGAGGGAACGGUGGCUUUUGCCAUGUUCAUGGCAAUCUGGGCCACACUGUUCCUGGAGCUGUGGAAAAGACACAGAGCCAAGCAUGUCUCCAAGUGGAAAGUUUACGACUGGUGUGAGGAGGAGGAAGAACUGAUCAUGGAAAUAGUCAAUGAUGUGAACUGCAACCCCAAACAGUUCAGACAUUCUUACAUACGCAGUGCUCUGGUUCUCACCCUCGUGACAGUCAUGCUGAUGGUGAUCAUUGGCCUCACUCAUGCUCUCGUCGUGUUUCGAGUGGUGGCUGCUCCCUUGAUGUCUGAGUUCAAGUGGGAGUUUUUGCAGGACCAUGCCAACACCGUGGCCGUGCUGCUGGGAGCAGUACUGCACUACAUCACGAUUCAGAUCAUGACCCGGGUUAACAGAUGGGUGUCCCUCAAGCUGUGUGAAAUAGAGAAGCCGAACUCGCUUGCAGCCCAGGAGAGGAGCUUCACCGUCAAGAUGUUCACCUUCCAGUUCUUCACGCUCUUCUCCUCUCUCUUUUAUGUGGCCUUUUUCCUGGGCAGGAUAAAUGGACAUCCUGGAAACUAUGUGCGGAUUGCAGGCUUUAGACUGGAGGAGUGUCAUCCCAGCGGCUGUUUGACAGACCUCUUCAUCCAGAUGGCAGUGAUUAUGCUCCUUAAACAAACUCUCAACAAUAUUUUUGAGUUCACAGUGCCGUGGUUGAAGAGCCUUCUGAACAAACGGAGGGCCCAUAAGCUGGAAAGGAAGUGCGGCAACUGUUACAGGAAGACCUGCCGGGAUGAGCAGGGGCGCAUCGAACCAUGCGACGUCUGCAAACUUCGGGACUGGUUGCGAAACUACCACCUGGCCAGCUCUGAUGCCUUCAGCCUGUUCAAUGAAUUCCUGGAGAUGGUGAUCCAGUUCAGUUUUACCACCAUAUUCGUGGCAGCCUUCCCACUGGCGCCGCUCCUCGCUCUCGUCAACAACAUCUUUGAGAUCCGCCUCGACGCCAUCAAGAUGGUCCGUCUGGAAAAACGCCUGAUUCCCCGAAAGACCAAUGACAUCGGUGUGUGGACAAACAUUUUGGAGGCCAUCGGCGUGUUGGCAGUGAUUGCCAAUGGUCUGGUCAUUGGGAUCACAUCAGACUUUGUUCCUAGUCUGGUUUACCGCUACCGUUACGGCCCAUGUAGCAAAGGAAACCCUAGCGCACACUGUAUGCAGGGCUACAUAAAUAAUACUCUGGCUACGGCCUACCUGAAAAGUGGAGAUGUAGCCGAGUUCAGUCAUCCCAUGGAAAGGCAUCUCUUCAAUGUCACCCAAUGCAGCUACAGAGACUAUAGGACUGAGGACUACACUCUGACUUCCCAGUUCUGGUUGGUCUUAGCCAUUCGCUUUGCCUUUGUCAUCCUCUUUGAGCAUGUUGUGGUCGUGUGCAAGUUUAUUGCAGCUUGGUUUGUCCCCAACAAUCCCAUGCACGUAAAGAACGAACGCCUGACUGACAAACUGACUCGGCUGAGGGAGGAGUUACGAGACAGAAAAUACGUCAGAUCAACAGAAGUGUGACUUGCCGUGUCUGCCUCAGAUCUGCAUCGGCUGACAAAUCCCUGCGACUGCAUGAUGGAAGGAAAAUGGAUUCCUGUUUUUAAUUUGGGGCUGUGACUUUCAAAAUAAGUGUGUGAGCUUUAUGUGCCAGGGUAUAAUUGCCUCACAGCUGACAGUUUUUUUAAAAACAAAUUGUAAAAAAAAAAAAAAAAAAUGUUUUUGUUUUAUGAUGAAUUUGAUGUCUCUUUCAUUUUCAUGUUUGACUGAAUUUAACUGAAUUGAGGGAGAUUGGAUUUAAUUGAACACUUCACUAAAAGGGAACCUCAUUAUCUGCUGUUUUCCCAGGUCAAGUAGAGGACGAGCAGAUUCAGGCAUUCUUCAGACAUUUUGAGUAUGUUCAUAGAGAUUUAGAAGCAUACACAUUAGAAUUAGUUCAGAUGACAACUGAAGUAAUAUGAAAAAGAAGUUGAUUGUCAGAACAGUGUUUUUUUCAAAGAAUAAAAACCAGCAGUGCAAAAAAAAGUAUUUCUUUUGGUUUCCUCAAUUGUGGCUGUCAUUAGCUGGAUUGUAAAUAAAGUUGUAUUAUAUAAAAUUGGGAUGUUUCAUAAUAUGUUGUAAAACCC
This is a messenger RNA of Menidia menidia (Atlantic silverside), 3074 nucleotides long. Lineage: Eukaryota; Metazoa; Chordata; Actinopteri; Atheriniformes; Atherinopsidae. The record is from the annotation of a GenBank genome assembly.